AUGCUGAUUCAAAUGCCGACCAAAGCAGUCUUCUGGGACGAUGGGGACAGCGAGAGCGACUUCUUUUCCACUACAGGCGAACUGGUUGAGUCGCAACCCGAGACGCGACCACGACAUCAGGGCAUGUACGACUGUGAGUUCUGCCCUUACACCACUCCUUAUCAAAACGAUGUCACCAGGCACAAAAGGACGCACACAGGGGAGAAGCCUUUCCGCUGCUCUGUCUGCGAGAGAGUGUUUGCUGUAAAUUGCAACUUACGGCUUCACAUGAGGACUCACACGGGAGAGAAGCCAUUCCGCUGCUUUGUGUGCGAGAGAGCGUUUGCUGUAAUCGGUACCUUACAGACUCACAUGAGGACUCACACGGGGGAGAAACCGUUUCGCUGUGAGGUUUGCCAGAAGACAUUUGGAAAGAAAGAUCACCUGGUUACUCACAAAAGAGUCCAUACGGGGGAGAAACCAUAUCAGUGUGGCAUCUGUGAGAAAACAUUUUCUGCUCAAUCAAACUUCUUGAGUCAUAAACGAACCCACAGUGGGGAGCGGCCUUACAAGUGUGAAGCAUGUGGGCAAGUGUUUGGCACAAAAACCCAUUUAAGUAGGCAUAGAAAAAGAAUGCACAAGUGAGGAAUCGGAGCCAUGGAAUUUCUGGAGGUCAUUCAUGUGGAAGAGUUUUCAUGUUUUACCGUGUGUUUCACUGUUUGUGUGUUGAAAUUUGUUCACCUGAGGUUGAGAAACAUGGAUAUUCAUCAGUUAACGUUAUCUACUGCAGUAGGCAACAGCUGCAGUACUGCUUAGUAGCAUUU
Molecule: messenger RNA, 803 nt
Organism: Ixodes scapularis (black-legged tick)
Lineage: Eukaryota; Metazoa; Arthropoda; Arachnida; Ixodida; Ixodidae
Product: zinc finger protein 723-like
Exons: 2
Coding region: 1-624 (207 amino acids)
Biological process (GO): regulation of transcription by RNA polymerase II
Cellular component (GO): nucleus
Molecular function (GO): DNA-binding transcription factor activity, RNA polymerase II-specific; RNA polymerase II cis-regulatory region sequence-specific DNA binding
Source: RefSeq, a predicted model, not a curated record